UUCGUGCGGUUCGUGCAUUGUGCACCAUAUUUUUGGUUUUGGAUACUUUUUACGUAGCUUAAUGCGAUGAGUUAUAAGUCGAAAGGAAAGGACCGUGAUCACGAGAGCAGCAAAUCCCGCAACAGUAUGUCGGGAUUAAAUAAAGGGCGUGACAAGGAACGCGAACGCAAAAAUGAGUACGAGGGCAAGGAGCGGUAUUCGGAGAAGGGUAACUUCAGCACAAAAGAACGACACCGCAGCAGGAGCCGAGAGCGCAGCAACGAACGGCGCGAUGGACGCCGCAGCAGCAAGGAUCGGCACGGUAGAAAACACAGCCGGACCCGUGACGACAGCCGGGAGCGUGAUCACCGCAGACGGGAGCACCGCGAACGAGAACGACGCAGCCGAAGUCGCAGCCGGGACCGGAAGCAUCGCAGCAGCGGCGGUAGUGGUGUAAAUGGUAGUGGUAGUGGUGGUAGCCGAGACGAUCGGGACCACCGUCACCGGUCCCGCGAGCACACGGAGGACGCGCGCAGAACGCUCGAGAGCAGCAGCAGCAGCGUCCGGAUGGACAGUCCGGAAAACUAUGAGUACAAGAGCAUGGAGUUUACGCAGAACGUUAUUUCGACGAUGUUGCUAACCGCGGCGACAGCGAGUGACUUUGCUAAAUUACUAAACAGUUAUAGCCAACAGCAGCAGAUACAGACACAGCAGCAACAAAUCCAAACCCAGCAGGCACUGUUCGAGCAGCACAACGAAAACAGCUGCUCCUCGGUCGGAUCAAAAGGUGAGAACGGCGUUCCCGGUUCGCAAGCGAUGGGUAAUGGCAACAGCAGCGGCGGUGAGGGCGGUGAAUCUUCCCGGCGACGUAAGAAAAAGUCGCGAUGGGCCGGUGGUGAUCACGAUAAAACGUUCAUUCCCGGUAUGCCAACGGUACUGCCAUCAACGCUGACACCCGACCAGCAGGAAGCGUACUUAGUGCAACUCCAAAUAGAGGAAAUCAGCCGCAAGCUACGUACGGGUGAUCUCAUGAUACCGCAGAACCCGGAAGAAAGGUCACCGUCGCCCGAACCGAUUUACAGUAGCGAUGGUAAGCGGCUGAACACGCGCGAGUUCCGCACGCGCAAGAAGCUGGAGGAACAGCGCCACCAGCUGAUUCAGCGCAUGCAGUCACUGAAUCCCGACUUUAAACCCCCUUCGGACUACAAACCGCCAGUAAUACGCGUCAGCGACAAGGUGUUGAUCCCGCAGGAGGAGUAUCCGGACAUAAACUUCGUCGGUUUGCUGAUCGGUCCGCGCGGCAACACGCUGAAAGCGAUGGAAAAGGACACCGGUGCGAAGAUCAUCAUACGCGGCAAGGGUUCGGUAAAGGAGGGUAAGGUAGGGCGUAAGGAUGGUCAGCCGCUGCCGGGUGAGGACGAACCGCUGCACGCGUUCAUCACCGCCAGCAACCCGGAAGCGGUGAAGAAGGCGGUCGACCGCAUCAAGGACGUUAUCCGGCAGGGCAUCGAGGUGCCGGAAGGGCACAACGAUCUGCGCCGGAUGCAGCUGCGUGAGCUGGCGCAGCUGAACGGUACGCUGCGGGAAACGGAUGGACCGCGCUGCAACAACUGUGGCUCGAACGAGCACAAGAGCUGGCUGUGCCCGGACAAACCGAACAUCACGAACAACAUCGUCUGCUCGGCGUGCGGCGGUACCGGCCACAUUGCGCGCGACUGUCGCAGCAAACGUCCCGGCCACGGUGGACCACCGGCGACCGGCGGUGGAGGUGGCAGCACCGCUACGAAGAUCGACGAGGAGUACAUGAGCCUGAUGGCGGAGCUUGGUGAGGCGCCACCGCCGCAGGACAACAACCACGGCUACGGUCACGGUGGUGGGAACAGUAACGGGGGUGGUGGAAACGGUGGGUCACGCGGUUCCUACAACAUGUUCGAACCGCGGUCGGCACCACGCCCACUGAUGGCAACACCGCACCAUCCACCCUCGCUGAUGGGCAACAGCCAACAAACGUCAAACGGCGGCAAUAACGGUAACACCACCCAGUCGGGCAAUGGCAAUGGUGGUGGUGCUGCAGGCGGAGGUGGUGGUGGUGGUGGUGGUGGCAGUGGUGCUAACUCCGGCAAUGGACACCAGUGGCCACCGAUGAUGCCGAUGCCACCCAUUCCACCAUCGCUACCCACACCACCGCCGCCACCACCGGCCGUCCCGUCGCUGAUGCAGUGGACACCACCACAGCCACCCCUACCACCGAACGGGGACGCGAUGGUACCGGCACCGAACCACCAUUCGUACAGUGCCGGUGUCGCACCGCCCGGUUUGGGCGGGUGGGGCAAGGGUACCGGCAGUAUGCUGCCGUCCGGGUGGCCGCCCGCACCGAGCGGGUUUGUACCACCGCCGCCCGGGCCGGCACCACCGCCACCACCGAUUUCCGGCAUGCCAUCACACAUUUUAGCGCCGCCACCACCACCACCACCCUCCUAAUUUGCUUACCUUCCGUCCUUCCGGGUUUUAGUUAGUUGAUGGGAGACACUACAGCCGCCAUGAUGCAAAUUCUGGAUGGACGUUUGAUCAGCUAUAUUUUAUAGAACUAUAUUAAUAUUUUUUUUUAAUUGUAACACACACUUCUAGGAAAGACACAUCGUGCUGGGGAACCCAAAACAAACCAAGGAAUUAUCAUAUUUUUGCGUGCUAUAAUACCCACCCUUGGUAUUAUAAUAAUAUGCAACGCUGGUAAUUCCGACUGAAAUUUUUUGAGGAAUUUAGUUUUCUACCAUUUUAUUUUUACCUUCCGGUGUGUGCUGUAUACGUUACACGUUAUGUUGCACACGAAAAUUGUAUUUUACUUCAAAUUCACGCAACCUGCUCCACCAUAUUGUAACUAUUCUACCAAGUGUAUAGUGUUUACGGUUGAUUUACGCAACUGAAAUUUAAACAAACUGCUGAAAUGGCUUUUGUUGGGAGAUAUGGAUGGUAGGGGCCCGCUAUAAUGUGUGCUGAAAAAAAACACACGCAAAAUAACACAGUUCCAUGUACCUCUCUCUGUCAACGCGGGUGGUCGAGGCAAGUAAACAAAACCGCAAAUCAUUUGAUGCUAAACGAAGCAAAAACAAGGAGACAUUACGGUAACCGCUACUGCAAAACAAUGGACAAACAUUCAAAAAGGAUUAUUUUUUAAUUUACUUACCCUCCUUAGCGCAUAAUGGUGGGUUCAAAUACCAAACACCUGAUCUGUUCUCAUAGUGUAUCAGCUUCUACACGUGCCCGUCGGUCACAUCAAUUCUCAGCAGUGAAGAAAUUCUAGUAAUUCCCCUAGGCGUAAUGCAGGAUAUAGUCGGUGAGAUAAUACGCAAUAAUAGGCAACACAAAUAGAAGGGAUCAUCCGGAAGCGUACGCGGCUACGUUUCUGUAAUGUUGUCUCAUUCAUUACAUACACACACGUACCCAGUCACACACACAAACACACACACACACAUACAAUGAAAGCAAAAUAAUCGCUAACGUUGUUUUUUCUUUCCUCUCUUUGUGUCUAUAUACUAUAUAAAAUGGUUAGCAGCGCUUAAGUAAUUAUGGUUUUAAUUUUCCUUCCUAAUAUCUUUCCUUCAAUGAUUCAUAGCGCAGGAUGGAAGAGAGGAAGAAAGAGAAAGGAGGGCGAAAAGGGGCAGCAAAGGGCAAAAGUAAAAUUGGGGAAUUGGGGGUCCUGUUCCCCCCCACCUCCCUUCCUCUGGGUCCGCUCGUGUCUCAUUCGUUUGCAUUGCGCAACAACACAUUCAUGUAACUAAAUGAACUACUUUCGAAUAAUAAACCAAUAUUUUAGGGCAGUCCAUUUUGCCAGGUACAGUGUGCA
Molecule: messenger RNA, 3823 nt
Organism: Anopheles moucheti
Lineage: Eukaryota; Metazoa; Arthropoda; Insecta; Diptera; Culicidae
Gene: SF1
Product: splicing factor 1
Exons: 6
Coding region: 67-2460 (797 amino acids)
Biological process (GO): regulation of mRNA splicing, via spliceosome
Cellular component (GO): nucleus
Molecular function (GO): zinc ion binding; mRNA binding
Source: RefSeq, a predicted model, not a curated record